AUGCUUCAUACCAUGGCGUCAAAAACCAUUCUGAUUACCGCCUCUAGCGGAUCGAUUGGCAAGGCGACAAUCAAGGCGCUCGGCAAGACACCUGACAGCUUCACCGUGAAAGCCGGCGUACGCGACCCCACGAAAUCCGCCGACCUCGCCGCACUCGCCACCAACGCUUCUCCCGUCGCUGCGGACCCGCUGAAAGAGGCGGAAAUCGCGGCAGCGCUUCAGGGAGUGGAUUACGUGUUCGUGAUUGCUCCUGGCCACGCCGACCGUCAGAAGAUUGCCAUUGCCGCCAUUGACGCUGCUAAGGCUGCAGGCGCGAAGUUCAUCCUAGUCCUCUCAGUCUCCACUGCUGACCUCACCGACACGAUCUUUGGCGGGCAGUUUGCGCCUGUGGAGGCACACACUAAGGCGUCUGGCGUGCCGUUCACCAUCAUCCGUCUGCCACUGUUCAUGGAGAAUAACUACGGCUUUGCGGGAAGCAUCAAGGACGCGAGCGCCAUUUAUUCGUCGUACGAGCCUGACAAGCCGUUCACUGCAGUUUCUGUGGACGAUGUGGGGGAAGCUGCAGCAAAAAUCUUUGCUGAUCCGGAGGCACACAAGGGAAAGACUUACAACCUGGCUGGGCCGUCUGCUACUGCCACUGAUAUCGCACAGGCCUUUUCCAGUGCUCUCGGCAAAACUGUCUCAUACAACUUCGUUCCUUACGAGGCAAGCAAGGACUGGUUGACGAACAAUGGUUUUCCGGAGUGGCAAGCUGAUGGGGUGAUUGAGCUCUUCAAAUCCAUCAAUGCAGGGGCUGUACAAACCAAUGAUCCUGCUAAUGGGAAGACUCUGGAGAACAUUCUGGGACAUCCCCCAACUUCUGUGAAUGCUUGGGUAGAUGCGCAUGCUGCAGCUUUCAAGUAG
This is a messenger RNA of Closterium sp. Yama58-4, 903 nucleotides long. Lineage: Eukaryota; Viridiplantae; Streptophyta; Zygnematophyceae; Desmidiales; Closteriaceae. The record is from the annotation of a GenBank genome assembly.